AUGUCGACAACCAACGCCUCAACCGGCUACACCCACUUUCAUCUACACCUCGGAAGAACACCGCGCCUGUUACCGCCACUGACGCCAGAAGGAGUACGGACAGUGCGCGAAGAGUUCCCAACAGACGUCACGAACGCCCUUGAGGCAAUCAUGUCCCUCAAAACGGACAUCGCCGAUGCACAUGACGCUCUACUGGCUUCGAAGAUACAACAAGCGCACGCAGCAAACACACACAGAGGUGACGAACCUUCGUUCAAUGUCGGCGACCCCGUAUAUCUGUCAACGGCUCACCGCCGACGCGAAUAUCUCAAUGGCGACAAUAAACGGGUGGCCAAA
Molecule: messenger RNA, 336 nt
Organism: Suillus plorans
Lineage: Eukaryota; Fungi; Basidiomycota; Agaricomycetes; Boletales; Suillaceae
Exons: 1
Source: RefSeq, a predicted model, not a curated record